Molecule: messenger RNA, 3523 nt
Organism: Calidris pugnax (ruff)
Lineage: Eukaryota; Metazoa; Chordata; Aves; Charadriiformes; Scolopacidae
Gene: RHOQ
Product: ras homolog family member Q
Exons: 6
Coding region: 1-786 (261 amino acids)
Biological process (GO): cortical actin cytoskeleton organization; small GTPase-mediated signal transduction
Molecular function (GO): GTP binding; GTPase activity
Source: RefSeq, a predicted model, not a curated record
AUGGGGCCAAUUGCACCUUUGGAAAUUGCCAAGGUGGGGUUCCCCUACAUGCUGAAGUGGCGUUUGGCUAUUGAGAGAGCAUCAUCCUGUGUCUUCCUCCCAGAACCCUCCUGGGACUUGCAUGAUCCAAAAUCUAUGCAAAAAGGAAUGGACAGGCUUAGGAGGACACUCGGUGAUCCCGUGGAGCCAUAUCCAUGGGGCAGUGGGGCUCGUGUCAGGUUUUAUGAGGUCCCACUCCUGCUGCUACGUGACUCCCCACGGCUGAUGCCACCAGCCGGGCUGCACCCGCUGUGUUUCUCCCCCCUCGCAGUCAGCGUUACCGUCGGGGGCAAGCAGUACCUGCUGGGGCUGUACGACACCGCCGGGCAGGAAGACUAUGAUCGUCUGAGACCUUUAUCUUAUCCUAUGACCGAUGUCUUCCUUAUCUGCUUCUCAGUGGUAAAUCCUGCUUCAUUUCAAAAUGUGAAGGAAGAGUGGGUACCGGAGUUGAAGGAAUAUGCACCUAAUGUUCCCUUUUUACUAGUAGGAACACAGAUUGAUCUUCGUGAUGACCCAAAAACUCUGGCAAGACUGAAUGAUAUGAAAGAGAAGCCCAUAUCCGUGGAGCAAGGACAGAAGUUAGCAAAAGAGAUAGGCGCCUACUGCUAUGUGGAGUGUUCAGCUUUGACACAGAAAGGACUGAAGACCGUUUUUGAUGAAGCUAUUAUAGCCAUUCUAACUCCAAAGAAACACACAGUGAAGAAGAGAAUAGGCUCAAGAUGCAUAAACUGCUGUUUGAUCACGUGAGAUCCAUUUGACAAUGGCCAGGCUUACUGUGAAAUUCUACUGAAUUUAAAUACAAUGCAUUAAGUACAUAGCGAACUUGCUACAGGUUUGAAAGCUAAAACUACGAUUAUGCCUUCUACAACCAGUGACAUCCAGAGGAAUAAAAUCAAUCUCAACGAACUUGUAAUAAGAAGCCACCACAUCUAUUACAAAUAUUUUAUUCAGACUGGAAGGUACAAUCUCUCAGGGUUACAUAGUCUAGAGGAAGCAAAAACUGCACCAUGUUGAAACGGCAUCUAUGCGAUUUUACCGAGUGGAGAUGCUUGGCCUGAAAUACUCUAAAUGAAUUUGGAUAGUCUUCUGCUUUGACUAUAUAUAUAUAUAUAUAUUAUAAAAACAACAACUUUUGCACAGUCUGUAUGGAAUCUGCACAAAGAAAUACCUUGUCUCUCUUUGCUCCAGUUAUCUGCUUUUGUAUGUAAGCUGCUUCCGGUUCCAGUGUAUCCACAGAGGUGCAAUAAUCAGACCAGCCAUAUAGCCAAAGGUAGCUCCGAGGGAACAGGAAAUGGGCCACACCUGAGGGCAGAACACAAGGUAAAAGCAGACAAUGAGGAAAACGUUUGUGGGUUUUUUUGUACUUCGCGAGCACAAAUUCUCAGUGUAAUCUAGGUACUGAAAGAUGGGACAGUCUUACUCUACUUUAAAGCUUGACGUGCUUUCCUAAAAAUGCCAAAAGUGUAACAGUCAUCUUCAUGAACACUAAAUGCUGUUGUACAGUUUUUAAGUAAUAUGCAUUAAAAUGUAACCAGGCUUCUGGCUAUUGCAGACUUCAGUUUGAUAUUCCCAAAACUAUGUGAAAAACUUGAGAAGUAUUUCUAUCCCCUGAAGCGUUCAGCCAACCCAGCUUCCUGUGCUGCUGCACGUGUUUGGAAACCUACAGAUUUCUUGGCAAUUCCUCCUCCUGAUUUCUCACAGCAUUCUGAAAUGUUCAGAGGUGUGUGUGUAUAAACAAACUAAUAUUCAAAUGAGGCCAGAAACUGAGAUGGAUAGAGGGUUUUUCUUUCUUUUGGUUUUGGAAAGUAGGCAAAGGGCUGAAUUUCCCUCUGGCUAGCAGGAGGGAGGGAACAUAAAUUUGGAAACUGACUGAACAUCUUGCACCCAGUUCAGCAAACACGUAGUAAGCCAGUUAUGUUAAAGAGAGCUUUAAUUAUAAGCUCUAUUUCUUAGUACAGGAACAGGGAACUGACUCAAUACAGCUGACUCACGUUCACCAACCAUCUAGUACUGAGGCAAAGAAGUAAUGUGAUUCUCCACCCCACCCCCAGCUUUUUAUUUUUUUUUUUUUAAUUGGCAUUGGUUUGCAGGGAGGAGGGGCCAGAGCAAAACUUAAACAGUCUGUCCUUAGAUGUAGCUUAUAUUACCAGUCAGCUACUGUCAGCUACAGUCAGCAGACUGCAUUUGAUUAAAGUCUCAACUAAGUUGGUGAUUAAGAAUUAUUAUUUACCGUGGAAUAAACUGAAUUCCCAUCCCUCUUCAAAAUUCUAGUUUGCAUACUUCUUUUUUGCAAGGACAAUUUUGCACUUCCUGCUGUACAGUGCAUGUUCCUGAAGUAAGUACACACUGCACUCUCCUUUUUUUUUUAAUUUUUAAAUUAAGGGGGAUAUUUCCACCCUCUAUAGUACUUGAGACUGAGAAAUGCACUAGACAUUAAAGACAUACACAUCUCAGUGUCCAGCCUUCUGUUCCCCUUUAUUUUGACUUGCAAUUCCUGCAUAUCAAAUUAACUUACUCUUAAUGGUACUGGUUCCUCCUUUCAUUCAUUUCCCUAGCUCUGAUUCUUCUCUUUACUUCAUUAUCACUUGGAGAAAUAUAUUUAUUCCUUUGAUCAUGGGAACUUUAACUAGGAGUAAGAGUAAUGUAUUUGUCCUCUGCUGUUUCAUCUUCACAGUCUCCUCAGCUGAUUCAUCUUCACAUUCCUUAGCAUUUGCAGUUUUAUAUAUUAUUUGGAGGUCUUAAGGAGUGUAGCAAAGAUGACUAAACAAGGUGCCUUAGGUACUCUUUAUUGACCUUGUUUCAUUCUUCCAUUUCUGGACAUUCUGUCUCUGCUACUUGUUUUUUGCUGCUGAAUAUUUUGGCUGUUGCCUCUCAAACCAAAGACUUGCUUGUUUUCAUUCAUUCAACAGUGGUAUUGUAGAUCAUCAAUAAAUAGCCUUGAGAUGCUUAGGCAUGGUAAGAUAUUAUGUAUAUUUAAAACUCACAUGAGUUUGUGGCCUUGGCUAAACUUACACUUCAGGUGGAUCUUUCCAACUUUUAAAUGAAAUGCAAUCAAAUUAUUUCUAGUAGCUUCAGGCUAUUGCACAUGUCUAAAGGACAAAACAAUAAGAAAAAAAAGUCUCUGCAACCCUAGCUGCUCACUCAGUAAUGUUCAGUUGGAACAGGAGUUGUACUUUCUUAUCCACAGAUGAAGUCAAAUACCACUCUAAUAUCCACAAAACUCUAGACAGAGGCUUCAUAACUCAGUGGUCUUUUUGCAUCAGUUUCUUUCAGUGAUCAAUGAUCCUUCACUAUAUUUUACCUACAUUAGGUGAAUCUGUAGUUGCCUAUUUGCUUUUCAGAAGUGUAAGGAAAUGUUGGAGUCUCGAAUUUAUCACAUCCCCUUAACUAGAGAGUCAAUAUCCCCAAUGACCCAUUGACCCUGUAUCUUUCAGUGUUUCGUGUAUAGUGGGCAAUUGUUGGUACAAUUAAAAGGAUCUCUGAU